Molecule: messenger RNA, 6405 nt
Organism: Ictidomys tridecemlineatus (thirteen-lined ground squirrel)
Lineage: Eukaryota; Metazoa; Chordata; Mammalia; Rodentia; Sciuridae
Source: RefSeq, a predicted model, not a curated record
UAGAUAGAUCGAUCGAUCGAUCGAUCUGUCCAGGGUUCCACAGAUAGUAAGUAAUGGGGUCAAGAAUCUAUUCAGUCUUAACUCCAGACUUGUUAUAAAAGAGUUCUGAAGAAAAUUUCCUCACAUCCUGUUGCCUUCCCAUCUUUAUGAGUGGGCUGAGACCAGAAUACCACAUCUGACCCUCUGUCUCCCCUAGAAAGCAAUUAUAGAUUUCAAGUCCAGGAAGUGUAGAUAAUCUCUCCCCCGCUGAAGCUCCACCCUGUAAGACACUUCCUCUAACAAAUGGCCAUCCCUUCCUGUUAGCCGCUUACUGCUUUUCACCACCAGGUGGCACCUGGGAAGCAAAAUUGUCAAUGGGUGGAGACCCACCCUGUUUGUGCUGCUACCUUCAUUUUGGCUGCCAAUUCGGUGAUUCCUGGUUCCCAGUUGGGACAAAAACCUUUUUGAGGAUGAGGUUAUGUCUUAAGUAGGAGGGUCUGAUAAUCUGGAUGGAGUGAAGAAGGGCAGAAGUUUUGGAAAGGAGCUUCCACAGGUCACCUUGCCCAUUUCUCCAGCCUUUGGAAUCCCAUCCCUAACUGCAAAUUUCAUUUUCUAGGGAGUCAUCUUCUAAGGAGGUUUAUUCAUUUCCUAGCUGUAGUUCUGCUUCAUCAAUUCAAAGCACAUUCCCUCCAAGCUGCUUGUUUCCCUUUUCUACCUGUUCAUCUCUGGGAAUAUGGAGAACAUGGGCAUCAGAUAGAAAAUUAUUCUUUAUAUCGUUCAGCACACAGAGUAAAGCAGUCUAGAUAUUGGCAGCCCCAGGGAAGUACAGAAAGGGAAGUGAGAAAAGAUUAAGGGAGGGAAGCUUUAAGUAGCUUUGAUGAAACAGCCUGAUGAAAUCUAUGCCCUGCAGAGCCAGAUAAAAUUUUCCAGCUGCAGAUCUAGUCUCUCCCCAAUAACCAACUCUAGUUCCCCUGCUGCAUCAGACUAAAUUACACAAGACCCAUAUGUGCGUCGUUAAGAGGUAAUCAUUUUAUGAUAAACCCUUCCCUUAGUUUCCAAUUAAUCGAAUUUCUAGGUCCCUGGACAACACUAUAUUUCUAAGGCAAGUAAAUUGGUAACAAUAAACACCAGUGUACCUUGAACUUUUUCCUUCCUAAACCUACACAGUACUAUGUAGAAUAUGUUAAUUCUACAUCUGACUAUAUUCCAAAUCUUCUAAUUCAGAAAAAUGAGAAACUGAAUCCUCUCACUAUCUUGAUUUCUCAUUUUAAUGUCCUAGAAGCUCCUCAAAGUCAAGAAAUUCUUGGAAUUUCUUGUAAUUAUUUCUGCAGUGAGUCCUCCCCCCUUCUUGGGGCCAAUUUGGUCUCCAUCUAUAAUAAAAAUCUGCCGGGCGUUUGCAACUCUUGGAGAUUUUCAAAAGGAAAUCAAGCCUCAAUUGUUUACUCCUUUGCUCCCCACUCCCCAGGCUGUAUUAUCUCAACUCUGAUUCUCUAGUUUUCUCUAGUCAGCCCUUACACUGCACAGACAAGGUAGAGGACUGGGAACAGGAUAGACAGGAUCCGUCUUCGAACAUAUUCAUUCCAAAUAGGGUCAUUUUGUUUCUUUUUAUAAGGGCAGCCAGGAAAAAAACAUUUUUUUUUGAAGGAUAAAGGAAUGUGUUUAGAAUCGAAACUAGGAAAAGUUGAAAAGUGAACAUAUAAGAAUCCCAGACUAAAUCUGGCCCAACCGUCUGAAUGGGUGGAGGGAAAUAUUAACCCACCCACAACCCCUCAACUUAGCAAACCCAUCUCCUCUCGAAAACCGAGUAAUUGGGGUUGUGGCUCUGCAUGACGUCAUACCACAGGCGCUAUAUCCCACGUGGGAGGAGCACUUAGUCCCGCCCAGCUUUAAAUAGUGUGCCACUCCUUCUCCUCUUUACAGCCAAUAGAAUGCAGUCCUUUAGCCCCUUUCCUCUUUUUCCCGCCAUCCCAGACCGCUUAUCUUGACACUCUUGUCCAAUCAGGGAGGUCCUGCCUCUCCGAAGCUCGCUCCCUUUCCUGCAGAAGACAGGCGGAGUUUCAACCUUUUGACUCCACCUCGGUAUAUGCAGCGCGAACCAACCCAAACUGUCAGGGAUAGGGGCGUGGCCUGGGUCCCCUCCCCCAACCUGGGGAUCUCUGCUUGCAAGGGGGGAGCUGGUCUCAAAACUAGGAAAUCUUUAGCGGGUGACUGGGUCGGGAGGGUCCUCCCAGAGUUGGCACCAUGGAGCGGUCUCCUGGAGAGGGCCCUAGUCCCAGCCCCAACCUGGUGGACCAGCCCGCUGCUCUCUCUGAGCCCCCUGACCAGCCCCCUGCUGCGCACACUAAGCCGGACCCAGGUUCUGGGGUCCCACCUGCUGGCCCAGGCGCGGCGGGUGAGGUGCUGGCGGUGCUGACUUCCUUCGGGCGACGAUUGUUGGUGCUGGUACCCGUGUACCUGGCUGGGGCAGUGGGGCUCAGCGUGGGUUUCGUACUCUUCGGCCUUGCCCUCUACCUGGGUUGGCGCAGGGUCCGCGACGAGAAAGAGAGGAGCCUUCGGGCAGCAAGGCAGCUACUGGACGACGAGGAGCGGCUCACAGCAAAAACCCUUUAUAUGAGUCAUCGAGAGCUACCUGCUUGGGUCAGCUUUCCAGAUGUGGAAAAGGCUGAAUGGCUAAACAAGAUCAUUGCACAGGUUUGGCCCUUCUUAGGCCAGUAUAUGGAAAAACUUCUGGCUGAAACUGUGGCCCCAGCUGUUCGGGGAUCUAACCCUCAUCUGCAAACGUUUACAUUUACACGAGUGGAACUGGGUGAAAAGCCAUUGCGCAUUAUAGGAGUCAAAGUUCACCCUAGUCAGAGAAAAGACCAGAUCUUGCUGGACUUGAACAUUAGCUAUGUAGGUGAUGUGCAGAUUGAUGUGGAAGUAAAAAAAUAUUUCUGCAAAGCAGGAGUAAAAGGCAUGCAGCUACAUGGCAUCUUGCGGGUGAUUCUUGAGCCACUCGUGGGGGACCUUCCUAUUGUGGGAGCUGUGUCAAUGUUCUUUAUUCGACGCCCGACCCUGGACAUCAACUGGACAGGGAUGACUAACCUGCUGGAUAUCCCAGGACUUAGCUCACUCUCUGACACCAUGAUCAUGGAUUCCAUUGCUGCCUUCCUUGUAUUGCCCAACCGACUAUUGGUGCCCCUUGUACCUGACCUUCAAGAUGUGGCCCAGUUGCGUUCCCCUCUGCCCAGGGGCAUUAUUCGUAUUCACCUGCUGGCUGCUCAAGGGCUGAGUUCCAAGGACAAAUACGUGAAGGGCCUAAUUGAAGGCAAGUCAGAUCCCUAUGCACUUGUGCGUGUGGGCACCCAGACAUUCUGCAGUCGUGUCAUCGAUGAGGAACUCAACCCUAAGUGGGGAGAGACAUAUGAGGUGAUAGUACAUGAGGUCCCAGGGCAGGAAAUUGAGGUAGAGGUGUUUGACAAGGAUCCAGAUAAAGAUGACUUUCUGGGAAGAAUGAAGCUGGAUGUAGGGAAGGUAUUACAGGCUGGAGUACUGGAUGAUUGGUUCCCUCUACAAGGUGGGCAAGGCCAAGUUCACCUGAGGUUAGAAUGGCUGUCACUUUUGCCAGAUGCAGAAAAACUGGAGCAGGUUCUACAGUGGAAUCGAGGAGUCUCGUCUCGACCAGAUCCCCCAUCAGCUGCCAUCCUAGUUGUCUACCUGGAUCGGGCCCAAGAUCUUCCUCUGAAGAAGAUGAACAAAGAACCCAACCCCAUGGUACAACUGUCAAUUCAGGAUGUGACUCAGGAGAGCAAGACUGUCUAUAGCACCAACAGCCCAGUAUGGGAGGAAGCUUUCCGGUUCUUCCUGCAAGACCCUCGAAGCCAGGAGCUCGAUGUUCAGGUGAAGGAUGACUCCAGGGCCCUGACUUUAGGGUCACUAACUCUGCCUCUGGCUCGUCUGCUCACUGCCCCUGAACUUACCCUGGACCAGUGGUUCCAGCUCAGCAGCUCUGGCCUAAACUCCAGGCUCUACAUGAAACUAGUCAUGCGGAUCUUGUACUUGAAUUCAUCAGAAAUCUGCUUUCCCACUGGGUCUGGUUCUUGGGACCUAGACAAUGAGAGCCCCCAGACAGGCAGCAGUGUGGACACUCCGCCUCGGCCCAGUCACACAACUCCUGACAGCCACUUUGGGACUGAAAAUGUGCUUCGGCUCCAUGUAUUAGAGGCCCAGGACCUGAUUGCCAAAGACCGUUUCUUAGGGGGAUUGGUGAAGGGCAAGUCAGACCCCUAUGUCAAGCUAAAGCUGGCAGGAAGAAGUUUCCGGAGCCGUGUUGUUCGGGAAGAUCUCAAUCCUCGCUGGAAUGAGGUUUUUGAGGUGAUUAUCACAUCAAUUCCAGGCCAAGAGUUAGAGGUUGAAGUCUUUGACAAGGACUUGGACAAGGAUGACUUUCUGGGCAGGUGUAAAGUGAGUCUCACCACAGUGCUAAAUAGUGGCUUCCUUGACGAGUGGCUGACCCUGGAGGAUGUCCCAUCUGGCCGUCUGCACUUGCGCCUGGAGCGUCUGACUCCCCGGCCCACUGCAGCUGAGUUAGAGGAGGUAAGGAGAAGACUGGAGGAAGAAAGGAACCCAGGAGGAGGCAGGGUGCUACAGGUGAACAGUCUGAUCCAGACACAGAAGAGCGCAGAGCUGGCGGCAGCCUUGCUGUCUGUCUAUGUGGAGCGGGCAGAGGACUUGCCGCUCCGAAAAGGCACCAAACCUCCUAGUACUUAUGCUAUUCUUACCGUGGGAGAGACUGCCCAUAAAACCAAGACUGUUUCCCAAACCUCAGCCCCUGUGUGGGACGAGAAUGCCUCUUUUCUCAUCAGGAAGCCACACACUGAGAGCCUGGAGUUGCAGAUUCGAGGCGAGGGGACUGGUGCCUUGGGCUCCUUAUUCCUGCCCCUCUCUGACCUCCUCGAGGCAGAUGGGCUCUGCUUGGACCGUUGGUUUGCACUUACCAAUGGUCAGGGGCAGGUGCUACUGAGAGCACAGCUAGGGAUCCUGGCGUCCCAGCACUCAGGAGUGGAAGCUCAUAGCCACAGCUCCAGCUAUAGCUCCUCCUCACUGAGUGAAGCAGCAGAGCUUGGUGGGGGACCCCCUCACAUCACCUCCUCAGCUCCAGAGCUCCGGCAGCGCCUAACACGUGGUGACAGUCCCCUCGAGGCUCCUGCUGGGCCUCUGGGCCAGGUGAAGUUGACAGUAUGGUACUACAGUGAAGAACGGAAGCUGGUCAGCAUUAUUCACAGCUGCCGGGCCCUUCGACCAAAUGGACGGGAUUCCCCUGACCCCUAUGUGUCACUGUUGCUACUGCCAGACAAGAAUCGAGGUACCAAGAGGAAGACCUCACAGAAGAAGAAGACCCUCAAUCCUGAAUUCAACGAACGGUUUGAGUGGGAACUGCCCCUAGAUGAGGCCCUCAGGCGAAAGCUGGAUGUCUCGGUGAAGUCUAACUCCUCCUUCAUGUCAAGAGAGCGUGAGCUUCUGGGGAAGGUGCAGCUGGACCUGGCUGAGAUAGACCUUUCCCAGGGUGCAGCCCAGUGGUAUGAUCUGAUGGAUGACAAAGACAAGGGCAGCUCCUAGGAGCUGGUGGUGACCAGCCCAACUUGGCUGCCUUCUUGCCUUGCCUCUUACAGCAUCCCCGCCUCCAAUAUGAUGAGCCUAAAGCCAGGGCCCCAGGGCGGAGCCUGUACUCUUCAGCCCUCUUGCCUUUCAGGCCCAUACUAGGGCCUUUGCCUGACCAAAGAGAAGGACCAUAUGUUACUCUUUACUGCAUGGCCUUUAUCCCUUGGGUUCCUGGGGCAGGGACCUGAGCUGACUAUUUCCUGCUCUGUCUGCAUAUUGUUCUCCCUUCCUCCCAACUCCUCAGGGCCUUCUGUACCUGUGCCUGGCCACUGGCAGCACUAGCAGUGGCAUUAGCUUAUGCCAAAUACAGCUUUUGGAAAGAUCUUUCUUCUUUAGCUGGUUGGUCACCUUCUUUGCUAUCAUGAUCAGUCAGACAGGAUAGACAUGUGUGGGAAGGUAGAUAGGCUAAACUCUCAAGCUGUGAGCCUCUUGGACUACUGCAUGUAGCAGGUGUCCAGCAACCUGAGCUCUGUGUCCAGUUCUGUCCUCUCCUUCAUCAAGCCUGCCCUACAAAUACACCUGCUAUAAUUCCUAGCACCUGCCUCCAGAUUCAUUGUCAAUCCAGAACAUGUGGAUUCUACUCAAGCCACCAAAUAGCAAGAUACCAGUCUUGGAGCCCCAAGCUGGUAAUAUGCAGAUGGUCUUAAAGGAUUUGGGACAGCAGGGCCAAUUUUUUGUUCAAGUGCCUAGGUUAUAAACUCAUUGACUAGAACUGAACCUGAUACUCUUAGUUCUGCACCAACUCUGUCAAUCUACUGUCUUAUAUUAAACAUAAUACUCAAACCA